Molecule: messenger RNA, 681 nt
Organism: Pseudocercospora fijiensis CIRAD86
Lineage: Eukaryota; Fungi; Ascomycota; Dothideomycetes; Mycosphaerellales; Mycosphaerellaceae
Exons: 2
Coding region: 1-681 (226 amino acids)
Molecular function (GO): acyltransferase activity, transferring groups other than amino-acyl groups
Source: RefSeq, a predicted model, not a curated record
AUGCCUCCCGCCAUCGCCAGCAAGACCGCGGCGGAUGAAGCCAAUCCCGAGCAGCUGGUGCAGCCACGCAUUGUGACAUUCGAAACAGAAAGGCUGCAAAUGAAAACCAUGUCCAUGGACGAUGUCGACGGCAUCCUCCCGAUUCUCCAGCACGAAUCGGUGAUGCAGUGGACAUCUCAUCCCCCGGUGCAGAACAGAGAUCAGGCUGCACGAUGGGUCAGUUCUCGAGCCCUUGGCCGCCACGUCUUCAACUUCUGUAUCCGAGAGAAAUCGCCAUGUGGUGCGGCGACUGCAUCAUCCCGAAUCGUCGGGAUGGUGGGCGCUUUCCACUGGCCAAUGGUCGGCUACAUGAUUCAUCCAGAUUUGCAGGGCAAAGGGUACGCGACCGAAGCACUGAAAGCCUUCAUACCAAGGUACUGGGAACGCGUCCCAGAAGGCACUGCGGGUGGUCACGAUGUGCUUGAAGGCUACACCGACUCGGAGAACUUCGCCUCGCACCGCAUCCUCGAGAAAUGCCGCUUCACACGCUGCGAAAUUUCAUUCCAAGAUUUUGAGAGCCCGAGUAUGGGACUGCGAGACAGCGUAGCGUUUCGACUUGCGAGGCCGGGCAAGAUGAUGGCUGAUCUUGGACUUGAUCCGGACGCGAAAGAAGAAGAGCCUCCCGAGCCGCCGGUGCAGUGA